UAAUGCACUUUUGUCCAUUCGUUGUCUUUAGCUGGAGGCUGUUUAUCUGCUGGUUAUACAUCGGCCGUAGGGUUUAGUAAACCAGAGCAAACUAUGCUCUAAGUAAUAUACUCGACCUUUUCUUCUUCCUCUCGUCUCCUUUCUCUUCCCUCGCGAACACAAGAUUUUGAAAAAUUGCGAGGAAAAUACUCGAAACCUUUCUUCAAAACCCUAAUUUCGGCUUAAUUAUAACCUUUAUCUUUUACCCCUAAAUUUCCUAUAAUUAAGUUAUCGUAAUUUCAUCAAAGGGAGUACGCAAGAACGAUAUGAGUCGCUAUGAUAGCCGCACCGGCGACCCCACUUCCUACCGUGACCGGCGAAGUGAUUCAGGGUUUGGUGGGGCUUCAACAUAUGGGAGCUCUGGACGGUCUACAUCAAGCAGGAGGGAUUAUGAUGGUGCAGAGUCCCCGAAAAAAUUGGAUUUGGAUGGGUUGACUCCUUUUGAAAAAAAUUUUUAUGUUGAGUCACCUGGAAUUGCUGCAAUGACAGAGCGGGAGGUGGAGGAGUAUCGGCGGCGGAGGGAAAUUACCAUUGAAGGUCGCGAUGUUCCAAAGCCUGUUAAGAGUUUCCGUGACGUGGGUUUUCCAGAUUAUGUUCUGCAAGAAAUUACGAAGGCUGGUUUUGUUGAACCAACACCUAUACAGUCUCAGGGAUGGCCAAUGGCUUUGAAGGGUCGUGACCUCAUUGGUAUUGCUGAAACAGGAUCGGGGAAGACACUUGCCUACUUGUUGCCUGCAAUUGUCCAUGUUAACGCGCAGCCAAUUUUAGCUCCUGGAGAUGGUCCAAUUGUGUUAGUUUUAGCUCCGACACGUGAACUUGCUGUGCAAAUACAACAGGAAGCCACUAAAUUUGGUGCAUCAUCAAGGAUUAAAAAUACUUGUAUAUAUGGAGGAGUUCCCAAGGGACCUCAAGUGCGUGAUCUCCAGAAAGGAGUUGAAAUUGUUAUUGCUACACCUGGGAGGUUAAUAGAUAUGUUGGAGUCACACCACACAAAUUUGCGAAGGGUUACUUACCUUGUGCUGGAUGAGGCAGAUAGGAUGCUAGACAUGGGUUUUGAGCCUCAGAUACGGAAAAUUGUCUCUCAGAUUCGCCCAGAUCGUCAGACUUUGUACUGGAGUGCUACUUGGCCUAAGGAAGUGGAACAACUUGCAAGGCAGUUUCUUUACAAUGCAUACAAAGUGAUAAUAGGAUCUGCAGAUUUAAAAGCGAACCACGCAAUACGCCAACAUGUUGACAUUGUUUCUGAGAGUCAAAAAUAUAACAAGUUGGUGAAGUUGCUGGAGGACAUCAUGGAUGGCAGUCGGAUACUGAUAUUCAUGGAUACUAAAAAAGGUUGUGAUCAGGUCACGCGCCAGCUUCGCAUGGAUGGGUGGCCUGCGCUCUCAAUUCAUGGAGAUAAAAGCCAAGCAGAAAGGGAUUGGGUCCUCUCAGAAUUCAAAUCUGGAAAGAGUCCUAUAAUGACUGCAACAGAUGUUGCAGCUCGCGGUUUAGAUGUAAAGGAUGUAAAAUAUGUGAUUAAUUAUGACUUUCCGGGAUCCCUUGAGGAUUAUGUUCACCGCAUUGGCCGAACAGGAAGGGCUGGCGCAAAAGGAACAGCUUACACGUUCUUCACAGCUGCAAAUGCCAGGUUUGCAAAGGAACUUAUUACCAUACUUGAGGAAGCUGGACAAAAGGUCAGCCAUGAAUUGGCAGCAAUGGGACGUGGUGCACCGCCUCCACCCUCAGGUCAUGGGAGCUACCGAGAUCGGGGAAGGGGUUAUAGCAGUGGCAGAUCAUGGAGCUAAUAAAUGGUUUUGGAUUAUGAAAAUUGUGAAAACUGAAUGGCAAUAUAAGGAAACUCAUGUGAUGGCAGCUUAGCACUUGAAGAAAGAGAAAACUUGUAGGAGUCGAGGGCAGAGUGAUAGAUAUCUUCUGCAACAUUCAUUGUUUUCCUUGUAUUCGAUAUCCUGUAACAACAUAUUGUAAGAUAAUUUGGCAUUUCUUCUUCCUUGGAAAAAAAGAGGAGUUAGCAUUAAAAAGGGCUCAA
This is a messenger RNA of Carica papaya (papaya), 2065 nucleotides long. RefSeq names its product DEA(D/H)-box RNA helicase family protein (gene RH20). Lineage: Eukaryota; Viridiplantae; Streptophyta; Magnoliopsida; Brassicales; Caricaceae. The record is from RefSeq and is a predicted model, not a curated record. Gene Ontology annotation, molecular function: ATP binding; nucleic acid binding; RNA helicase activity.